AGGGCAUUUGAUGAGGGAAGAGUUUAUGAUGUGCUUCUAUUUGGUUCACUGAUCACACGCAUUUGCAUGAAGAAGGGUGAUAUUGCCCUUGAUUCGGAUCAAUUGAAGUCCCCAAUGAAGCCAUCUGGGAAGGGGACCAUGAGACAGAGUGCUUCACAUGCGAGGUUGGUCUUCACCCCUGUGGAUGUAAAGGUCGAGUGA
Messenger RNA from Ilex paraguariensis (yerba mate), 201 nucleotides. NCBI's taxonomy places the organism in Eukaryota, Viridiplantae, Streptophyta, Magnoliopsida, Aquifoliales, Aquifoliaceae. The record is from the annotation of a GenBank genome assembly.